Molecule: messenger RNA, 855 nt
Organism: Amphibalanus amphitrite
Lineage: Eukaryota; Metazoa; Arthropoda; Thecostraca; Balanomorpha; Balanidae
Product: C-type lectin BfL-2-like
Exons: 2
Coding region: 4-549 (181 amino acids)
Molecular function (GO): signaling receptor activity
Source: RefSeq, a predicted model, not a curated record
CUGAUGGGAACGGCCGCAGUCGGCGGAGCUAUCGACGCCCGUCUGCCGCUGUUGCCACCUCAGACCACUGAGCGGGCGACAGGCGUGAUGGCGGGUUCACUGCGCUGGCUGACCGUCCUGGCCCUCCUGGGGGCCGUGUGGGCCACCUGUCCGAAUGUGAACUGGCUGGUCAUCGACAGCAAGUGCUACUUGCCGCUGUCGGUGCCGCCCUUCUCUGAGGCCAUGGAGCAGGACGCACGCGCCAUGUGCAAGCACAUUCAUCCGACCUCGAUGCUGCCCGAGAUUUACGAUAGUGAUGAUCUACUGGUGGUUGAGGAGCUGAGCCAAGGUCUGAGCACGUGGCUGGGUCUGUACCGCUCGGACUCGUACGGCACCUGGCGCUGGAGGUCGUCGUCCAGCAGUCUCAGCUACACCCACUGGGCCGAGGGGCAGCCCAACAACACCCACUCGUGCGCCGUGCAGCUCAAGAACGGCUACUGGGAGACGGCUAGCUGCAACACCACCUCCGUCAAACACCACGUCAUCUGCUACGUCAACUCCGGCUACUAGCCGAAUGGUGUCGUGGCACCCACAGGACAUCGGCCAGUGGUCACAUCAGCUAAUCGUUUGAAAUGAAUGUAAAUGUUCAUUGUUCAUGGAAUUUUCAUCUAAAGGCGUCUUAUCUUUCCAAACGCGGUAACAAAGGGAAUCGAGGAUUGGUCGGUGUGAUGCCCAACCCAUCCCUUUGUCAACCCAGAGCCCAUGUCCGAUUCGCUCGACGGCACUCGUUCAGUGUUCUGUGGGUUCUGUUCAGUUGACAAUGUAUACGUCUGUGCCGGUGAUGAUUUCAACUCAGUAACAUCGUUUCGAUCGGAA